Molecule: messenger RNA, 1503 nt
Organism: Penicillium griseofulvum
Lineage: Eukaryota; Fungi; Ascomycota; Eurotiomycetes; Eurotiales; Aspergillaceae
Product: Aminoglycoside phosphotransferase
Exons: 3
Coding region: 1-1503 (500 amino acids)
Cellular component (GO): mitochondrion
Source: RefSeq, a predicted model, not a curated record
AUGAAUGAACUUGUAGCCGUGGUAGCAGAAUCUCUCGGGGGCCAAGAAUGUGUACAGGUCGAAAAGUUUCCGGAUGGCAUGUUCAACAAGGCAUUUCUUUUCACCAUGGCAGAUGGUUCUCAGGUCGUCGGCAAGGUCCCAAAUCCGAACGCGGGACGGGCUCAUUUUACUACAGCCAGUGAAGUGGCGACAAUGGAUUUUGUACGAAAUGUCUUAGGUACCCCUGUUCCACGCGUCCUUUGCUCGAAUUCUAGUGCAAAGCACAGUUCCGUUGGAGCCGAAUAUAUUAUCAUGGAAAAGGCUGCGGGGGUGCAGCUGAGUCAGUUCUGGCCAACAAUGCCCAUCGAAGAGAAGCUGGAAAUAAUAAAAACGAUAUCUAGCUAUCAGAAAAGCUGGAUGUCCGCCCCCUUCAGCAAAUACGGCAGCCUGUACUACUCCUCUGACCUCGACACGUGUGGGCAAUGCAAGUUGGUAAACCCAAAUAGCACUCGAACCGAAGAGUCUCGUUUUGCCAUUGGACCUUCAACAGGUCGAGAUCAACUUGAUUUUUCGAAGAUUGAGAUAGACUUUGACCGCGGUCCAUGGGACAGUGCCCUAGAGUAUCAUCGUGCAAUUGGACUCAGGGAGAUUAGUUGCAUAGAGAAACUCAAUGAACUCCCGCGUUCGCCCCUGACUCUCACUGGACCUGGGCUAUACAGCCCAUCUCGGUCUAAAAAGCUCGCUGCUUUGAGGAGCUAUCUCAAACUGGCCGAUUAUCUUCUACCGUUAGACUCGUCAAUUUCGGCAUCAUAUCUAUGGCACAGUGAUCUUCAUACCGAGAACAUCUUCGUUGAUCCUCAAGAACCAACAAAAAUUCUUGACAUCAUAGACUGGCAGUCUACAGAAUUGUUGCCUCUAUUUGAUCACGCCCGCGAACCAUACCUUCUCGACUAUGGUGGGCCCCGUGCCGAAGGUCUUGAGCCCCCAGUCUUUCCCGACUUGAGCAAACUUUCCUCAGCAGAUCAAGAGCAAGCCAGAAGUCUUUAUUUUAUGAUGUCACUUUCGGCUUUAUAUAAUACACUGACUUAUCGUGAUAACCCAGAGCUCUACAAAGCCAUGGAGUUUCGUCAGACUCGUUGUUUUGAAUUGUUACUCCUUGCGCAGAAUCUUCUUGUGGACGGUGAGGCAUUAUAUCAAGCUUCUGUUUUAGAACUAGAAGACGAAUGGCCAACUCUGCCCAGUGUGCAGGCAUCCGGAGGUCCAUACUUCCCUAUCAAGCUAACCGCAGAUGAGGUGCAAUGUCUUGAACAUGACGUCUCGGACACAAUCAAAGGCAUGGGGUUGUUAAAUGAGCUUAAGGAAUCGCUCGGUGAAUUUUGGCCCGAGAAGGGGGUCGUGAAGCAUGACGAGUACGACAUUACCAAAAGGCUUCUAAGUCAGGCAAAGAAUAAAUUAUCCGACCAGAUGGGGUAUUCGAACAGUGAGGAAGCUGUGUGGAACAAGCUAUGGCCGUUUGAUAAUUAA